Bipolaris victoriae FI3 is the source of this 2397-nucleotide messenger RNA. RefSeq lists its product as hypothetical. Gene Ontology annotation, cellular component: nucleus. The transcript has a single exon. The record is from RefSeq and is a predicted model, not a curated record. The coding region runs from base 1 to 2397 and encodes 798 amino acids. Lineage: Eukaryota; Fungi; Ascomycota; Dothideomycetes; Pleosporales; Pleosporaceae. Gene Ontology annotation, biological process: rRNA processing.
AUGGCGCCCCUUGCUGCAGAACUCGCGACGCUGCGAGCGCUCAGCUUCCGCAUCUCAUCUACACCAACUUCGCAACUUCCCCAGCACGUGCCUGCAAUAGCUGCAUCCUUGGCCUCGUGCAGGACUAUUCUUUCGUCGCCCCAGGCUUCAGGUACCAAGGCCACCUCCUCCGAAUACUCUGUCGCCGUCCACAAGUACCGCACUCUCUUGUCUACUCUUCUCCAAGAUCGCACUCCUCACGGAAGGUGGUGCGCCAUUGUCUUGAUCAAAGCGACCAUUGAAGUCGGAGGUUGGGAAACUUUGCAAAAGAGUCUGCCCUGGGUUCGCGGUCUCCUGGGAUUCCUCAACAAGCCGGACCCACCAUCCUCGAAGAAACUAUGCAUCAUCACUCUGACACGCAUCUUUUUUCUCACGAGGGAAUAUCCGACACUGGUUCGCGAAAUCACCACUCCAUCCCUAACACCUUUCGUACAAGCGGGACUCCAGAUAGCCAACACGGCCAAUGUACCGGAUUCUUUGCUGUUAAUAGUCCUGGAGAGUUUCAGCCAACUGCUACCCCGGCAUCCCACAGUCUUUCGAUCAUACCUCAAACAGCUCCACCCACUCCUAGCCCGCUUGGUUGCGCCCACAUCAUCCACCAAGCUGAGCCAAGAAGAAAUUUCUGGAUUCAGAUAUGGGGUUAAAUCCGAUAUUGCUGCCGCUGCACGCCAGCUCUAUGCGCAGUUGCCUUAUUGCGCACCCAAGGGCACUUCUGGUGAGGAUUGGACGAAAUCCGUCAAAAGUGUGGUCAACAGCGCCCACCAAACUGCAGAUCAUGUCUUCCGCGCUGUAGUGGAGGAUUGGCAGUCUGCUUCCCGUGAAGCACCCUUGACGAAUGGCCACACCAUCAAUGAUGAAACCCAGGAUCUGGAACCAAGCUCAGGUCUUCCACCUUGGUCAGGCAUUUUCGCUGGUGGUGAACGACUGUUGGGACUCAUGUAUCUCCUGAAAGAGUACAUAGAGGGUCCAACUCCAAGCACUGUCUACUUGGACGUCGGUUUGAUCGUUGACUUGAUUUCCAGGAUGCUCUCCAUCACCAUCCCUGUAUCUUCAUCCAAAAACUUCCAAAACACUAUCCGCCUGAAUGCGCAAAUCAGCAAAGAAGAGCGAGAAAACCUCUGGCUGUUGAUUCCAGAGGUGCAUGUUGCUGCGAUCGAAGUGUUUUUAUCGCUAGCACACAGGUCUCAGUCGAGCACAAUUGCGUUGGAAUCUAUCAUCAUUGAUCAACUUGUCUGGGUCUUUAAUGCGGAGAGGGACACAGUUCAAGUCAGAACAGCAUGUUAUGUGGCAACAUCAGCCCUCUUAAAGAGAUCUGGAGUUGCGUUCCACAAGUCCACAGUUGACUCUCUCCUGCCCCUUAUCCGAUCCUGCUGCGAUGAUCUGCUUCCCUCAGCUGUAACUAUCAAUACAGCCAACAAUAUUCCUGGCCGUGCCAAGGCAAAUGGCAACGCUCAGCCACAGACUUCUGCAAACGCAGACGCUUUCAUGAGUGCCUCCAAAGAAACCGACAACUCCCUCGACGGCUAUACAGGACUGUCCCAAGCUGCCUACAAUCUUCUGCCUGUGCUACUCUCGGAUAUUCGUGCCCAGCAUUUAUCCGACUCUAUGCGAGCUCGCCUAGACCGCACUGCAAUUCUCGCGCAGCAUAAGGAAGCCAUGGUAGCUAGCGUACUGAACCCUCCGCCAAGCAAGAAGUUUGGCAAGCCUGCAGCAAGCAUUUUGCCACUCAUGGCUCGGUCAUUUUCUGCUGAAAAGGACGUCGAGGGCAUGCUGCGGCCACGAAUGCCAGUAAUCCGUCUAGGUGGUCAAGACUUGGACGCAGAAGAGGGAGAGGACGGCAUGGAUGCUGAAGAAGAGGAAGAGGAAGUGGAAGAGGAUGAAGCUGAGCCACAAGCUCCAGAAGAAAUGGCUGAUGGAUCUGUAGAGCAAAAUGCUGGUACUGCAGUGAAAGACUUCGCUAUGACAGAUGUUCUCCACACUGACGUACCCACAUUCACCUCCUCCAGGCCGAACUCAGCAUUCACAGAUUCAGGGAAUGCGCUUUUGUCAGAACCCCCAACCUCUGGUGAAGCAAAGCGACCAAUCGGCAAUGAAGGCCCUCAUUCUCCUUCGAAGCGUGCGAGAACAACCCAAGAUGAGCUGCAGCAUACGCGCACCGCACAGCCUGUUUCCACGGCUGCUGAAUCUUCUGACAACACUCUUAUCGAUGCGACAGCGUCAGCCACCUCAGAUUUCACUGCUACCAACACCGCCUCUGCGAUUCCAGAGCUUCCUGAUCCGGGUGAAGGUGACGAUGACAGCGACGAUGAUAAGAUAUCGCUAGUUCUUGGACAGGACACUGAUGACGACUCGGAUUGA